Messenger RNA from Xiphophorus maculatus (southern platyfish), 5908 nucleotides. RefSeq names its product transmembrane protein 200A-like (gene tmem200b). Lineage: Eukaryota; Metazoa; Chordata; Actinopteri; Cyprinodontiformes; Poeciliidae. The coding region runs from base 2243 to 3511 and encodes 422 amino acids. The record is from RefSeq and is a predicted model, not a curated record. The transcript has 2 exons.
UUUUUUUUAUUUUGUACUUUGAGAGUCUAGAAAUGCAAAAAAAAUUACAUUUAUUAUCUCCUGGUGCCGUAUAUAUCUUUAUAUUCUUUUUGGGGUGUAUUUUUUUCAGCCUGUUCAUCUUUCUCUAUUGCCUAUAACAUUUUCUUUGAUUGCUAAACAAGGUUAUGACUUCCAGCUAAUCAGUUUUGUGAACCCGUCAUAUUUUUCCCCUUGGAGUGAUGUAGUCCAAGUUCAAACUACAAAAAUAGCCAAACGAGCUGAAGAAUGACACUCUGCGAUCUGGGGGGAGCGUGGCAUGACAUGUCUCAUUCACAUUAACAAAAAACAAACAAAAAAAAACCCCAGUCAAAACAAGUUGCUCCAAAACCUCAAGUCAGAACAGACGUAAAUGCACUGUGGUUGUGGAGCUACUAUAACCAGGAAUUCAGACCAGAUCAGUUCUACUUUAUAUAGACCAUAAGUGAAUCAGCUACAUGUGAAAAGAAAGAAUUUAAAAGCAUAUGUAAACUUUAAAUUUAUAACCCUUCAGACUUGAUUAUGCAACACUGGUUCUCUACCACUAGGUGGAACCAAAUAGCAGUGUUCAUGACUUUCUAUUGUACAAAAUCAAUCCCAUUUAGCCCAGGGUUCCCUAGCAGUAAGUAUACAGAAUGAUGCAAUAGGUUUAUGUUGAAACUUAUUGUUCAUUAUGUUCCUAGGACAAAAUUUCUUUCAAGGCCACAACAGAAUUUUCAGAUGGCACCCCUUUUAUAAUGCCUUUUUGGGGACUGACAUGUCCCCAUCCUUGCUCGACACCUUGUUCACAUGGUACCUAAUGUUGACUUAUCUUCCUGAAGUCCUGAGCCAAUGUGUAGGGAAUUUGUGGAUGCCACUUGUUUCUAAGAAAGGCUUCUUGUGACUGAGGAGCAUAGCAUGUGGUCAAUUCUACUUUAGUAAAGAAACCCAUCAGCAGCGGACUGUAGCCAAAAGGAACAAGUAACGACAAGCUUACAGGAAAUGUAGAGAAGUCGAAAGUAUAAUAUUUGUCUUUGAAAUGUAUUAGAGUGAAAGUUGUAAAUCCUCCAAAACGGAUAAAAAAUACUGAAAUAAAGAUACUCAGAAAAUAUACUUCAGUACUCAGGUAGAUGUACUUUGUUACUGGCCACAUUAUUAUAAAAGUAAGCAACACUGCUGGGUUUUGGAAUUUUAUAAGUUAAUGAGAUCAGUACACUAUAAAAUAAAGAUUUUGAUUCCACCUGAAGAAACUUAAAAGUACUGUCUUUGCCAGACAUUUUCUUCUGUUAAUGAUGUGGUAAUGGCUAAGUAAUCAACUACAGAAGAUGAGAUGCCGUUGCAUAAAUAAAAAUGCUAAAUUCAUGCUGAGUUAUACCAUUUAAUUUUCGUUUGAUAUCAAAGUAUUUUUUAAUUUGAAUAGGAUUAACCCAUUCAUCUGUCCUGAACAAUUGAUACCUAACCAUUAACUAAUUAAUUUAAUACUUAAUGUAUUCACCCAAAAUAUUUUCUCAUUGGCUAGACUAUGUAUUCCCAUUUUUUCACAAGUUCAUAAAUGAUGAUGUCUCUGAUUUGUUUCUUAUAAUUCUCAACACAUAGGUUCUGCUUUAAGAACGCUUGCUGCAUUUUGAAUGAGCGUUGUGCUGCAAACCCUAUUUCGAAAAUGUUGUGCACAGAAUCAGGAAUGUUGUUCAGUUGACUGCUGGAUCAUGCAGGCAACGGCCGCAGGCACUCAGUAGAGCGGGAGGGGCAGCUCUCUGUGGGGUACAAGGAGUUGGCAGACACGGUGCUUUGUCCUUCUUCACUCUCACACUGAUGAGGAUGUAUUGGAAUACGGGCAACAGUUGGAAUGACUUUAGCCUGGGCUUUAUGUAUCGUCAUUGAUUUAGAUGGAUUCCACAAGCUAUUAGUCAGUUUAGAUCGGAGAGGGGCACCCAAGUUUUCUCAAGUGACCGGCUGCUGAUUGAAUCGAUCAUAAUUUCUGGAAGAGAGAUUCCUCUUUUAUCAGCAAGUAGAGUGAGAACUGCAGUCAGGCCAACUCGCUUGCCGAGGAUUAUGCAGAAUUGUCGGUGUGUUCAUUGAGCUGCUGGAGGCAGAAGUAUGGGAAUGGUGCAACCCGGACAGCCUGUCAAAUUCUGCUCGGUCUCUAACAGGAGGAGAAAUCCUAUAGCACUGCACGUCGCGGUACGACAGUGUAAGAUUGGUCAUCGCUAAGGCUUCUGGCAGAGUUUAAGCAGGACAUAACUGUGCCAUGAAGACUGAGAUGUGCAGAGGUAUUAGACCACCAUCUCCUCCCUGCAGACGGAAGCCGCGUUUCUGUCUACGAGGCAGAAUGAAGAAGGACAGGAUGAUUCAAGGCAAGCUUCGCAUCCGUUCUAUGCCCGGAGCAUUCCUGGUUCUGGGGGUUAUUGUGGUAGCUGUUGGCACUGCUCUGGCUGUAGCUGGUUACUGGCCCUAUCGGUUGUCAAGGUCAUCCAUAAUAGAAGAUACAGAACCGGAAAGCAUUUCGGAUCCACAGCCAUCCAGUUGGAGCCUGAGUACCAAGGGGCUCUUUUCUUCAGCCAGCCUCCUCCAUGGUGACCGCAUGAAGCUCCUGGGGCCAGUAAUCAUGGGAGUCGGACUAUUCAUCCUGAUAUGUGCAAACACUGUCCUAUAUGAAAAUAGAGAUAGAGAGACUCAGAUGCUGCUAGCUCAGAUGCGCAAUGUUAUCUGUUCUGUAUCAGCAGCUGUGCCCUCUGCAGGUCUCAGAGACUUGGCAGUAGCCAACUCUAUGACCAAACACUAUCAGUGGGUAAGCAGUCUGCCUGCUGCUCAUCUCAAUAUAAUGUGUCUGCAGCAGCUGGCAUGUUCUGAGCCCCUACUGCAGACCACCUACAUCAGGGAUUCGCAUCCGGAGGAGGGAAAUGUGGAAGGCAUCUACCAGCAAACAGACCUGAAGACAGAAGCUCUGACUCAUCACAAAGAGUCAGAGCCUGUACCCUCACCCCCUUCAACCUUGUGUAAGUCAUGUGAUCACUGCCAGGUAGACGGUAAUUCGCAGACAGGGGAAGAACUGUGGAGCAAACACUGUUUCAAUUUACAGACUGCCCCACUCCUCAAGCUUAAUUUUUGCCUUGUAUCUGCUAGCUCCAUGUCCAACCUUAAGCUGGAAGAAGUGGAUGUUCCAGCUGCCCAACACAGACGUUGUCAGAGUAUGAGCUACAGGACUAAGCCUUACAAAGCCCAAAUUGGGCUGCACUUCGAGAAGGAACUCUUCCCAUGCAAAAAGAACAUUCAGACAAAUCAGCUCCAAAUCAAUAAAAAAGAAAUAAGUUCCCAGGGUUGUGUGAGGAUCCCUGUAGAGACGACAGAUGCAGAAGAGGACCAAACCGGUGGAAGCUGGCCUCGACUAGAACUGGGAAGUGGGAGACGAUACCUGAAACUGGAGAACAAAGAGGACUCUGUGGACAAAUUCCUGAACCAGUUGGAGCAUCAGUGUUCCUACUGGGAUAAGAGUUUUGGCUCUGGGCCAUUCCAGUGACAGAUGUUGGAUUAAAAAAAAACUUGAAAAAUAAUAAAAUGAAAUAUUUUUCUAUUUUUAGUCUUAAAUUAUUUGGGAUUAGAUAAAUGAUGUCAUACAAUAUAGACUAAAUUAUUUACCAGCAGAAUUAUCAAAAAUUACUUUGUUGUGGGUGAAGUGUUGAAGAGCAACUAUGACUUUCUAAUUUGGAUAGAAGUAAUUGAAGCUUUACAUCUUUAAAGAAGAGGAGCAUCACAAACUGCCUGCUGAAGAAAAGUGGAGAUAUUGCUUGCCUUUUCAAUUUGGUUUGGCAGUAAAACAAGAAGCUACAAUUUCUUGCCAAAUGAAUGGGCUUGUUUCCCAUACAAAAAUUGUGCACUGGUAGUAAUGACACGCAGCAGUGUUACUUCUCUAUAAACAUUUCUGAACCAGUUUAUCAGGGCUUAUGAGGCCAUAAAGUGCUGACAGCUCUCAAAAAAUGGAACUACUAUAUAAAAUGGGACAUCUUUUCUUAUGUUUCUAAUGACAAAUGCAAUGCAUGUUACAAUAGGCCACAUAUGCAAACUAAAUGUCAAUGAAAUGUUCUGCUAUUUGUCCAAAAUAAUUGUAACUUUUCUACAACUUGGAUCUUAUUUUCUUGUUUGGCAAAUAUUUAUAUCAGUUCUGAUUACAUUAUUUUGUCUUUUUGUCCUCCCUUAUUGCCAGUUCACAUGGCAUGCUGUACUAAUAACUUGUGACAUCAAUGUUUUGACUUAACUUUGAGCUACUCCUCCAAGUAUGCACUCAUAAUGUAGUUUUCUCGUAACUUGCACUUUGUGAAACUUAUAAUUUUCAACACAUCCAGUAAACGGUGGGAUCUAAGUUCUAUAAAGCAUCUUCUUGAUGUUUAUGGGUAUGAUAAGCUGAAAUGUCUAUACCACAAAGAAGACUUGGCUUCUUCAGGCAUGUUGGUGCUUCAGUAUUUUACACUUAAUUUAAGACUAAGUUUUGAGCAAGCGUUUUUAUUAUUUUUCAUAACUGAAACUAACCAUCAAUGACAUCCUGGACCUCCAGAGCCACCCAAGCCAAACUUUCACCACGUCGCCAGUCGGGGUAGGCUGGUGAACUUCCUGCAUCACCCGGGUUGGUUUCCCUAUUGCACAUCAUGGGCACACCACCAGGAUCACCACUGGCCUUGACCUACAACUUCUCUCAGUCAGAUUGCGACACAACGUGCAUCAUUAGGGUACGCGUCCAAUAUUCAGGUGACCUGGACAUCCAAUACAUUUGCCACAACUGAAUUGAUGGAAUGAGUCUUUCAUGCCUCAGCACGCCCAAUCUGCCAUUGCGGGUAUGUGAAUACAGCAGUCCAUGUAUUGGGAUCAUGUGGAUAGGAGUUCCACCAAUCUCCCAGGCAUCACAGCCAUUUUACACACUCUUAUCUAUGUAGAACCUGUGGCACUUCCUGGACUGAACCCACAGCAAGACUGUGUUUAUUUUUUCUGACCCAUGACAUCCACUAUAAUAAUGAAUAAUAAAGAAAAGUUAGUGUCUUCCACAAACUUGAAGUGAAUGCGAUAAAAUCGCACUUCACUUCAAUUUUAUCGCAUUGAAGUAAAUGCGAUUUUACUGAAGUGAAUUUUAUCGCAUUCACUUCAAUGCGAUCACGCCAUACAUGACGGAAUGGUUGCUAACUGGUUGAAGGCAGCAAUGCAACCUGUGCUGCUAAUCAACACAAAAUCAAUCAAUUCCAUGUCAAACAUACCUCACCAAUUUGUGGUGUCUUCUUAAGCUGUCAACUUCUUGCAUCAAUCAAUAAGUCGUACUGCCUGUUUAUUUGCUGCUUUUCAGCCCCGGAGUCUUCCCAGCAUCACCCCAUUGCUUCCAAGGUCAUGUAUAUAACAAUAUGACUCUCAUUUAAGGGAAUGAUAACUGGCUAUCAUUCCCUUUAAGUGCUGACUUGUUGAACAACAGUCAUGUUGUAGUGUAGUGAUGAGGUUGGAAUGUAGAUGGUAAGCCCAACUUUUUUCAAUAUUUUAUAAUAAAGGUGGACAUAUUUAAACAUGUCCACGUGAGUUGGCUGAACUAUGGAUUUGAAAAUUGUACAGUUAGCUGAAACAGUGGCUCUUAAAGUGAUCCACGAUUAGUUGUAACGAUAGACUUUUAUUGACAAAUAUUUAUUUUACAUGUAAAAACAAUACACGAAUAAUACUGCAGGUUGAAUAGUUUUUAUAAAUUUUAAUCAAAUAUUGUCACACGUACAUCACCAUGUUGUUCACGCUGCUAUACAUUCUGGGUAAAUGAAGUCUACUUGGUGUACUACUUGGUGUAGCUCUGUCCAACCAAAACAGUGAUGAGUAAUGUCAUUAACCCUCUAUGGCAUGACUUUUUAUUUUUGUGGGGAAGAAAUAUUUUCCUGCAUUCUUUGGGAGCUUGGUG